UUGCCUCUUUUUUCGGUAUGUCUGGAAAGAAGAAUAAGCCUAGCAAGGCUACACAACCUGCUUCGGCCAAAAAAUCAUCAGGCAAAAGAGGCAUCGUCAAGAAUGGAAAUGCAGGCGCCAACGCCACUGAAGACAAACCUGUUCCUCAGCGUUCUACUAUUUUUGGCGAUUGGACAGGCAAGACACCUGUCUCACUCUUACAUGAACAUUGCCAAAAGUCCAACUGGGAGAAACCGGAGUUCGAGAUCAAGAAACAAAAAGACAACUACAUUGGUCAGGUUACUCUCAGUCAACGGAACAAAAAGACAGCUCAGAUGCAGACAGUUGUGUUUACAACACCGAGCGAGUUCCAUUUGCCUACUUCUAUGGAAGCAAAACAUUUGGCAGCCACAUAUGCACUUCAUCGAGUUAAAUCGCACAUGCCCUUGCAUCGUGUUUUGCCUCCUCAGCAUAGAGAUUAUUGGAGACAGUUUGAUGCUCUCAAGACAGCAGCAAAUGCAUGGCAGUAUGAACCAGAUCCAUUUACUGCUCAUGCUCCUAUCAAUGCGCCUAAAAAGAACCGCAGUUUGCCUUCAAAAGAGCAUGCUGCUUCAGCAGUACCUAUGCCUACUAUGCAGGCUAGAAUGGAUCAAGUGAAAGUACGGGAACCAGAAAUGGAUGAAAAGAUGCGCAAGUAUUGGCAGAGUUUACCUUCUGUUCAAAUGGGAUCAGAAAACAGAGAGCUGGCUGAACGAGUUAUCAAAAAAUCAAAGAUUGCGUAUCAACCUUUGCCUAGAAAGCAUUCAAAAGAAGAACGAAAGCAAUUGACGGAUGAACUGGUUCGAAUGGGAUUUCGUGCUGCACAUGCUGAUGAAGCCUUGGAUUAUUCAGUCGAUAAAACUGCUGCUUUAGACUGGCUUUGUUUACAUGUUCCUGAAGAUGAUCUACCUGCUAAUUUCAUGCUUGCUAAUUACAAUCCAACCAUGACAACCAUCUCUCAUACAGUUCAGUCACUUGGCAGAGAUUGGCUUAUUAAGCGUAUGAGUGCUAUUGGCUACCCAGAAAGCAUUUGUAUAGAAGCUUUGUCUCUUGCAAAUGAAGACGAAUCGAAAGCGAUAGAAAUGUUACAAUGGCGCUUAACCCAUGGAAAUGAAGAGCUACCUACUGUUGAUCCAGAAACAAUAGAUCAAGAGGAACUUACUCAACUUUGCGAGGAUGAAGUGACCGCAUUGGAAUCCAUCUAUGAAGCAUCACGCUUUCAAAAAGAGACAGAUAAAACGGGUCGUCAAGUCUACAGUAUCUUUUUUGAUGUACAGACAAAUCCAGAAAAGAAGAAACAUCGCGAAAAACUAAUGAUGCAAGUGAUUAUUCCAAAGGACUCAUAUUAUCCUUUUAGUUUGCCUUUAUUUACCAUUGAAUGUGAAGGUUUACCUAGCUAUUUAAAAUUAGCAUUUAUCAAGGGAUUAGUAGAAGAAGCAGAAAAGAAUCUAGGCAUGCCUUUUAUCUAUAUGUGUGCUGAAUGGCUUCAGGAACAUGCUGAUUCAAUGAUUGCUCAUCCACCUAAACUACGUGAUAUGACAGAGAAAUUAAACAGUUUUGAUUUACUGCAAGGACCAACACUUAAGCGAAAACUAAACCAUCCCAAACGCCAUCGCAAUCAAGGCCCAUUAAAGCCUAAUGCUUCUAUUUCUCAACAGCUCAAAGAAGCUUUAUUAAAUAUGCAUAAUUCGGCAGCCUAUGUACCUAUGGGUCUUGUCAGAUCCAAAUUGCCAGCACACCAUUUCAAAUCGACUGUAAUCAAAACAGUCUUGGGCAAUCAAAUCACUAUUGUAAGUGGUGAAACAGGUUGUGGUAAAACGACCCAAGUGCCUCAGUUUAUUAUGGAUGAAGAAAUCAUGCAGGAACGUGGAUCGACAUGUCAUAUUAUUUGUACACAACCUAGAAAGAUUUCUGCUAUUGGUGUCGCUGAGCGUGUAGCUGCUGAGCGUUGUGAAAAGAUUGGCCAGACAGUAGGUUAUGCUGUGCGUGGUGAGACAAAAGCAUCUUCUGAUACUCGGCUUCAAUUUGUCACUACCGGUGUUUUGUUGCGUCGACUGCAAAGUGAUCCUACGUUGGAUGGUAUUAGUCAUGUAAUGAUUGAUGAAGUCCACGAACGCUCUGUAGACAGUGAUUUUUUGUUGAUCAUUCUUAGAGAGGUAUUGAAGAAAAGAAAGGAUCUUAAAGUAGUGCUGAUGUCUGCUACUAUCAACCAAGAACUGUUUUCCAAGUACUUUGGUGGUGCACCUGCUAUUGAAAUUCCUGGCUUUACUCAUCCUGUAGAAGACUUUUACUUGGAAGAUAUCUUGGAGAUGACUUCGUAUGUUUCUUAUAUGCCUCUGUCUAAGAAAAAGUCAGAAGACGGUGAUCUGCCCAAAGGAGAAUGGGCUCAGUGGCAAAUGCCUUACUUGGAAAAGGGAUAUGCUGAACACACUGUGCGCACUUUGGCUCGAUACCGCAAUCAAGACAAGAUUGAUUAUGAACUUGUAGCAAGUGCUGUCAAACACAUUGUCGAUCAUGAGAAUGUAACCAUUGAAGGCGGCGCACAGCCCGCUAUUCUUAUUUUCAUGCCUGGUGCAAUGGAAAUCAAGCACUGUGUAGAAGCAUUAGAAGCUCGUCUCGGCCAUAGCUCUGAUUUUGAAAUUUUGCCUUUGCAUGCCAACCUCUCUCCUCAAGAGCAAACCCGUGUCUUCAAGACAGUCCCUACGCAUGUUCGCAAGAUUGUUGUCUCAACCAAUGUGGCAGAAACAUCCAUUACGAUUGAAGGAGUUGUCUAUGUCAUUGACUCAGGUCGAGUGAAAGAAACUCAGUUUGAAGCAGCCAACAAUAUGAUGCAUUUAGUUGAAACAUGGGCUUCUCGAGCUUCUUGUAAACAACGCCGUGGUCGUGCAGGUCGUACGAGACCAGGUAAAUGUUUCAAGCUGUUUACACGCGACACAGAUGACAACAAAAUGCGAGCGCAACAGGUACCUGAAUUGCUUCGAACACCUUUAGAGCAACUUUGUUUGACUGUCAAGGCGAUGGGUGAACAUGAUGUUCGACGAUUCUUGUCUAGAGCCAUUGAUCCACCUUCUGUUGCAGCCUUGGAUAGUGCCAUUCGUUCUUUGAGACAAGUAGAAGCGAUUGAUACGACUGAAAGAGGGAAUUUGACAGCGCUUGGUAAACACAUGUCUAACAUUCCUGCUGAUUUACGUAUCAGUAAAAUGCUCUUGUUUGGCUCUGUUUUUGGUUGUCUGGAUCCAAUUUUGACCAUUGCAUCUAUUAUGUCUUUAAAGAGUCCAUUUACAUCACCUAUGGAUAAACGAGAGGAAGCCAAACAGGCUAGAGAGAAAUUCAAUUACAGUAAAAGUGAUUGGUUAGCAGACAUGAAAGCAUAUGAAGAAUGGUACGAUAUUAUUAAAAACAAAGGCAUGCGAGCAGCCCGUAGCUUUUGUGAAGAAAACUUUUUGUCAUUUGCUACAUUGAAUGAAGUACAAAACCUACGUCGACAAUAUGCAGAUGCUCUAUCAGAAAUUGGGUUUUAUAAUCGAUCAAGAAAUGAUCAUUACAAUCAAAACUUCAGUAAUACCAACUUGUUAAAAUCGAUCAUUUUUGCUGGUCUUAAUCCUAACAUAGCCAAAAUUCAACUUCCCGAUACUAAAUAUGACAAAUUGCUUAGUGGUACAGUUGAAAGAGAGAAGGAAGCCAAAGAAAUCAAAUAUAUUACUAAAGACGAUGGCCGUGUCUUCUUACAUCCUUCUUCUUUAUUGUUCAGUAACAAUAAUUACAAUUCAUCUUUCUUGACCUAUUUUUCAAAAAUGGCAACCAGCAAGACAUUUAUUCGAGAUGGUACCGAAGUCCCUUCUUAUGCUAUUUUGUUCUUUGGUGGACAAAUUGAGGUUGAUCAUUUAGGCAGAGGAUUACAAGUAGGCGAAGAUGGUUGGGUUAAAUUUAGAUCCUGGGCUCGUAUUGGCGUACUAGUAAAUCAAUUGAAGAGAUUAUUACAAAUCGAAUUAGAGAUCAAGAUUGAAGAUCCUGAUUUAGAUGUCUCAAGCAGUGGUGUAGCACAUGCAAUUAUUUCACUUAUUACCAAUGACGGUGUUUAGACAUGAUAGAAUACGAUAAUUUUUUUUUUUUUUUGAAAUCAUAGAAUAUAACUAUAAUGGCUUGUUUAAAUGG
This is a messenger RNA of Gilbertella persicaria, 4173 nucleotides long. Its product is annotated as P-loop containing nucleoside triphosphate hydrolase protein. Gene Ontology annotation, molecular function: ATP binding; protein binding; RNA binding. The transcript has 7 exons. The coding region runs from base 18 to 4100 and encodes 1360 amino acids. The record is from RefSeq and is a predicted model, not a curated record. Gene Ontology annotation, cellular component: intracellular anatomical structure. Lineage: Eukaryota; Fungi; Mucoromycota; Mucoromycetes; Mucorales; Choanephoraceae.